Messenger RNA from Dermochelys coriacea (leatherback sea turtle), 9200 nucleotides. RefSeq names its product phosphatidylinositol 4-kinase alpha (gene PI4KA). NCBI's taxonomy places the organism in Eukaryota, Metazoa, Chordata, Testudines, Dermochelyidae. The record is from RefSeq and is a predicted model, not a curated record. The transcript is spliced from 45 exons. Gene Ontology annotation, molecular function: 1-phosphatidylinositol 4-kinase activity. Gene Ontology annotation, cellular component: plasma membrane; cytoplasm. Gene Ontology annotation, biological process: phosphatidylinositol-mediated signaling; phosphatidylinositol phosphate biosynthetic process. The coding region runs from base 101 to 5332 and encodes 1743 amino acids.
GAGUGGGAGAUGCUCGCGAGAGGAGUGGUGAGGGAGCGAGGGAGAAGAUAACAUCGCAGGGUGCGCGCCGCUCCGCCUUGCCCUGCGGCGCGCCCGCAACAUGUCGGCCCCGGCGGCGGCUGCCGCCUCUGCGGGGCGGGGAAGCGGCUCCGGCUCCUCGCGGGGCUUUUACUUCAACACGGUGCUGUCGCUUUCCCGCUCGCUGGCCGUGCAGAGACCCGCUCCCCUGGAGAAGGUGCAGAAGCUGCUAUGUAUGUGCCCUGUGGAUUUCCAUGGGAUUUUCCAGCUAGAUGAGCGCCGCAGAGAUGCUGUGAUUGCUUUGGGAAUUUUUCUCAUUGAGUCUGACCUUCAGCACAAAGAUAGUGUGGUUCCUUAUCUUCUCCGGCUUCUGAGGGGUCUUCCCAAAGUACAAUGGAUAGAAGAAAGCACUGCACGAAAAGGCAGAGGCAUGCUUCCAGUUGCAGAAAACUUCAGCUUCUGCUUGGUGACUUUGUUGUCAGAUGUUGCCUAUAGGGAUGCCACUCUUAGAGAACAGGUUUUAGAGGCAAUUCUGCAAGUGAUGCAGUUCCUGCUAGGAAUGUGCCAGUCCCCACAAAACCAGGAGAAAGAAUACUUGUGCAAAUAUGCAGUGCCGUGCCUGAUUGGAAUUUCACGAGCAUUUGGUCGCUACAGCAAUUCAGAAGAGUCUCUCCUCUCAAAGCUUUUCCCUAAAGCUCCUCCACAUUCCCUGAAAGUCCCAGAAGAACUUGAAGGAAUUCGCAGACGUUCUUUUAAUGAUUUUAGGUCAAUUCUUCCCAGCUCUCUUCUCACAGUCUGUCAAGAAGGAUCCUUAAAGAGAAAGACCAGCAGUGUGUCCAGCAUCUCACAGGUCAGUCCUGAACGUGGAAUUCCCCCUCCCAGCUCCCCUGGAGGAUCUGCCAUUCAUUACUUUGAAGGGUCUUACCUACCUGAUGGGAGUGCAUUGGACCCUGAUUAUUACUUCUCUACAAUCAGUUCUAGCUUCUCAGUUUCUCCUCUCUUUAAUGGUAUUAGUAACAAGGAAUUUGAUAUUCCAUUGGAAAUGCUUCGCCAGCUGCUGCUCAUGGUGAAACAGAUUGUUGGGGAUUCUGUUCUCAAAAACUUAGAUGCAGUUGUAGAUGAAGUUGCAGAGAUAAGUCCUAAUGCAGAUCUCUAUUAUAAAACAUUCAGUGACCCUUUUUACCUUGCCCAGUUUAAAAUGUUAAGAGACACGUUAUACAACAUGAAAGAUCUUCCAAACUCAUUUGUUAAGGAAAUCCAUGAUUUUGUGCUGGAACAGUUCAAUAGUAGCCAGUCAGAGCUUCAGAAAAUCCUGCAUGAUGUAGAUCGGCUACACAAUGAACUGAGCCCUCUGAAAUUGCGUUGCCAGGCUAAUGCAGCCUGUGUGGAUCUCAUGGUGUGGGCUGUGAAAGAUGAGCAAGGUGCAGAAAACCUGUGCAUCAAAUUGUCGGAAAAGUUGCAGUCCAAGACCUCCAGCAAAGUCAUCAUUGCUCACUUGCCGCUGCUGAUCUGCUGCUUGCAGGGUCUAGGUCGUUUGUGUGAGAGGUUCCCUGUUGUAGUUCAUUCUGUGACUCCAUCUUUGAGGGACUUCCUCGUUAUUCCUUCCCCAGUGUUGGUAAAACUUUACAAGUACCACAGCCAGUAUCACACAGUAGGUGGCAAUGACAUCAAAAUCAGCGUAACAAAUGAGCAUUCAGAGUCCACUCUAAAUGUAAUGCCCGGCAAGAAAAGUCAACCAUCCAUGUAUGAACAGCUUCGAGACAUUGCCAUAGACAACAUCUGCAGGUGCUUGAAAGCUGGCCUGACUAUAGACCCGGUGAUUGUUGAGGCUUUCCUAGCCAGUUUGUCUAACCGUCUGUACAUCUCACAGGAGAGUGACAAGGAAGCCCAUUUGAUUCCUGACCACACAAUUCGAGCUCUGGGGCACAUUGCAGUGGCACUUAGGGACACUCCCAAAGUGAUGGAACCUAUCCUGCAGAUCCUGCAGCAGAAGUUCUGCCAGCCACCAUCUUCACUUGACGUACUCAUCAUUGACCAGCUGGGCUGCUUAGUUAUCACUGGAAAUCAAUAUAUUUACCAGGAGGUAUGGAAUCUAUUCCAGCAAAUCAGUGUAAAAGCAAGCUCAGUUGUUUACUCUGCCACUAAAGAUCACAAGGAUCAUGGAUACAGACACUGUUCCUUAGCUGUCAUUAAUGCCUUGGCUAACAUAGCUGCUAACAUUCAGGGAGAACACCUUGUGGAUGAAUUACUAAUGAAUUUGCUGGAACUGUUUGUACAGCUUGGACUGGAAGGAAAGAGAGCCAGUGAGAGAGCAAGUGAAAAGGGGCCAGCACUAAAAGCCUCCAGUAGUGCAGGGAACCUGGGAGUGCUUAUUCCUGUUAUUGCUGUGCUCACCAGACGUUUGCCACCCAUCAAGGAGGCCAAACCCAGGUUACAGAAGCUCUUCCGUGAUUUUUGGCUGUAUUCGGUGCUUAUGGGAUUUGCUGUGGAGGGAUCAGGUCUUUGGCCAGAAGAGUGGUAUGAAGGGGUAUGUGAGAUAGCCACUAAGUCUCCACUGCUCACGUUUCCCAGCAAAGAACCUCUUCGAUCUGUCCUUCAGUACAACUCUGCCAUGAAAAAUGACACAGUGACUUCUGCUGAACUGAAUGAGUUACGGAGCACUAUCAUAAAUCUCUUGGAUCCUCCUCCAGAAGUGUCUGCUCUGAUCAAUAAGCUGGACUUCGCUAUGUCUACCUAUCUACUGUCUGUUUACCGUCUAGAGUAUAUGAGGGUAUUGCGUUCAACAGACCAAGAUCGCUUCCAAGUGAUGUUUUGCUAUUUUGAGGAUAAAGCUAUUCAAAAAGACAAAUCUGGGAUGAUGCAGUGUGUGAUAGCUGUUGCAGAUAAGGUGUUUGAAGCUUUCCUUACAAUGAUGGCUGAUAAAGCUAAAACUAAAGAGAAUGAAGAGGAGCUGGAGAGACAUGCUCACUUUCUGCUAGUGAAUUUUAACCACAUUCACAAGAGGAUCAGGAGGGUUGCAGACAAAUACUUAUCUGGUCUUGUAGAUAAGUUCCCCCAUUUACUGUGGAGUGGAACUGUGCUCAAGACCAUGUUAGAUAUCCUCCAGACACUGUCACUCUCUCUCAGUGCGGACAUUCACAAGGACCAACCAUACUAUGACAUUCCAGACACCCCGUAUAGAAUCACUGUCCCUGAUACAUAUGAAUCAAGAGAGAGUAUAGUGAAGGAUUUUGCUGCCCGGUGUGGGAUGAUUCUUCAAGAAGCAAUGAAAUGGGCCCCUUCUGUCACAAAGUCCCACCUUCAGGAGUACCUAAACAAACAUCAGAAUUGGGUGUCAGGCUUGUCUCAGCACACCGGGCUGGCUAUGGCUACAGAAAGCAUUCUCCACUUUGCAGGCUACAACAGACAAAACACCACCCUGGGGGCAACCCAGCUAACUGAAAGACCAGCCUGUGUGAAGAAAGAUUACUCCAACUUUAUGUCUUCUCUUAACUUGCGCAAUCGCUAUGCAGGAGAGGUGGCUGGAAUGAUUCAUUUCUCAAAUGCUACAGGUCGGGUAUCUGACCUGAAUAAACUGAUGAUCAAGCAACUAAAUGAUGCACUAGAACCAGGCCAGCCUCAAGUCUACACCCAGGCCAUGUUUAUGUUGACUGCAAUGCUAAUAAGUAGCAAAGACUGUGACCCUCAGCUCCUGCAUCACUUGUGCUGGGGCCCCCUGCGAAUGUUUACUGAACAUGGCAUGGAAACUGCAAUUGCUUGCUGGGAGUGGCUACUUGCUGCUAAGAAUGGAAUAGAAGUACCGUUCAUGAGAGAAAUGGCAGGAGCCUGGCAAAUGACAGUGGAGCAGAAAUUUGGCCUGUUUUCUGCUGAGCAGAAAGAAGCAGAUCCAUUAGCUGCUUCAGAAGAGAGUCAGCCAAGGCCUUGCCCUCCAGAGGUCACACCACAUUACGUCUGGAUAGAUUUUCUGGUGCAGAGAUUUGAAAUAGCCAAGUACUGUAGUUCUGAUCAGGUCGAGAUCUUCUCCAGCCUGCUGCAGCGAUCCCUGUCUCUAAAUAUUGGAGGGGCAAAGAGCAGUUUGAACCGACACGUGGCAGCUAUUGGACCCCGUUUCAAGUUACUGACACUUGGGUUGUUUCUGCUGCAUGCUGAUGUCGUUCCAAAUGCAACCAUUCGCAAUGUCUUGAGAGAGAAGAUUUAUUCUACUGCCUUUGAUUACUUCAGUUAUCCCCCAAAGUUCCCCACACAAGGGGAGAAGAGGCUACGUGAGGAUAUCAGCAUAUUGAUCAAGUUUUGGACUGCCAUGUUCUCCGAUAAGAAGUAUUUAACAGCCAGCCAGCUGGUGCCUCCUGAUAAUCAAGACACCCGGAGUAACCUGGAUAUCACCAUUGGAUCUCGGCAGCAGGCCACACAGGGAUGGAUAAAUACUUACCCGUUGUCCAGUGGCAUGUCAACCAUCUCCAAAAAAUCAGGGAUGUCUAAGAAGACUAACAGAGGUACCCAGCUACACAAGUACUACAUGAAACGGAGGACACUGCUGCUCUCGUUACUGGCUACUGAGAUUGAGCGUUUGAUCACCUGGUACAACCCACUCUCCUCCCCUGAACUGGAGUUGGAUCAAACUGCAGAGAACACCGUGGCAAAUUGGAGAUCUAAGUACAUCACUCUAACUGAGAAACAGUGGAAGGAUAAUGUGAAUUUGGCUUGGAACAUUUCCCCUCAUCUUGCUGUGCAACUGCCUACCAGAUUUAAAAACACUGAAGCUAUUGGAACAGAAGUGACCCGCCUGGUUCGGUUGGACCCAGGAGCUGUUAGUGACGUACCUGAAGCAAUAAAGUACCUGGUUACAUGGCACACAAUUGAUGCAGAUGCACCUGAGCUCAGCCAUGUUCUGUGCUGGGCACCAACAGAUCCACCUACUGGUCUUUCCUAUUUUUCAAGCAUGUAUCCACCUCAUCCUCUAACAGCUCAGUAUGGAGUUAAAGUCCUGCGGUCCUUCCCUCCGGAUGCCAUUUUAUUCUACAUUCCACAGAUUGUACAAGCCCUUCGUUACGAUAAGAUGGGCUAUGUUAGGGAAUACAUCCUGUGGGCAGCUGCCAAAUCCCAGCUUUUGGCUCACCAGUUUAUCUGGAACAUGAAAACCAAUAUCUUCCUGGAUGAAGAGGGACACCAGAAAGAUCCUGACAUCGGGGAACUGCUGGAGCAGCUAGUAGAAGAGAUAACCAGUUCAUUAUCUGGGCCAGCUAAGGAGUUCUACCAACGGGAAUUUGAUUUCUUUAAUAAAAUCACCAAUGUUUCAGCCAUCAUCAAUUUCUAAGUUUGCUGACAAGUUGCCAGAGGAAUAUAAGGGACGGUUUGACACUUUAGUUUGAGGCCACUUCACGGCCUGAACAUCCCUUCAAGCAGCUGUUGACGCUGCUGCUAUGAAUUCAUGGUCAGUGGCCACUGUGAUUUCCAUUAGGUGUUCUUCCUGGCUGCAGUCUUCUGGCAUUGCAAAGAAGUUGCAAAAUGCAACAGAAGAUUUACUCCUCAAAGGAUCUUAAACUAUCUCCCAACAAAACGGACCAUGCUGUGCGCACCCUGAGAGACUCUUGUGCAACAGUGGUGGUAGCUGCUUACCAGUGCCGUUUAACCAUUCAGAAAUUUCCUUACCGGGAUGAUUGGCUACUUUGUGGAACAUUUAGUGACCAGGUCCAAAACAGCAUCCCUGUCAUCAGACAGUUGUUCUUUCGUCUGGGCCUGAAAAAAAAAAAGGACAAAUUACAAUUACAAUCAACACAGUGUAUAACCUUCAUGGGUACAGACCUUGAUGCCAUCACCUCCCCCCGGCUAACCUUCUUAGGGGAGAGCUUUCGCUCUGUAGCCUUUCUUGAAAGCUCCAACAUCAUCCGCUUGUGCCUGCCUACAGCUCCUGGGCCACAUGACCUCACUUUUCCUUUUCCAUGUGAGGAAACUUCACAUGUCAGACUUCAGCUUCGCUGUCUGCAGUGCUGGCUCCAUUCAGUGUAUCAUCCUUCUAGUCACCCUUUGACCACGCAGAUUUGUGUACCUGCUCAAGUGCUUCAGAUUCUGAAUUGGUGGUUAGAUCCACAGAAUGUGUGCAAAGGAGUUUCGUCUCUGUCCCCAGAACCAAUUAUGGCUCUGGUAAUGAAUGGAUCUACCAAAGACUGGGAGACCCAUCUCAGUCAGCUUCAGGCACAAGCUCUUUGGUCACCCCAGGAAGUUUCUUUUCAUUUAAAUGUACUGGAACUCAGAGCUGUUCAUCAAGCCUGUGAGAUGUUUGUCCACCAUCAAGACACAGGUGAUCAAAGUUUUUUGUGGACAAUGCCGCCAUGUUUUAUCUGAACAAGCAGAAAGGUGCAAGAUCAUCUCUGCUAUGACAGGAUGCCAUCCUCCUAUGGAAUCUGUGUAUAAGAAACUGCGUUUCCCUGAAUCUGUUCUCCUUCUAGGAGUGAGAGAAACAACUGUGGAUUCCCUCAUCAGGGAUUUCAUAGUCCAACACAAGUGGUCAGUCAAAGGACAUUCUCCUCUAGAUUUUCCCCCCGUGAGUACCCAGUAAUAGACUUUUACACCACCAACCUGAACAAUAGAUGGAGGAGAUUUUGCCCCACGGCGGGCCACAGCCUGGGCUCCAUCAAAGAGGCUUUCCUUCUCCCUCGGUCCAGUCCAUUUCUAUAUGCUUUCCUCCUGGUUCCUCUCUUUCCAGGGAUACUCAGGAAGCUGAAAAGAGACAAAUCAACAUUAAUCCUCCUGCCACUGGCAUGGCCCUGGAUCUACAUCACCUCUCCAUCUGGUCACUGAUAACUUUUCCUCUAGUCGAGGAUCUCCUGUCUCAGAACCAGGGCAGGUCUCUUCAUCCCAACCUCCAGUCUCUCCACUUCACAACAUGGAUGAUCUCUGGUUAAAUUCUAAUGAGAAAUCAUGCUUCCAAGACAUUCAGGCCAUCUUGGUGAACAGCAGAAAAUAUUCCACUACAGCCACAUACAUAGCAAAGUGGAAGAGAUUUUUAAUUUGGGCACAAUCUCAACACUUACUGCUCUAUCACCCAGAGGUUAGACAUGCUGGACUAUCUUUUGCACUUGAUAUCAUCAGGCCUUUCUGUUAGUUCUGUGAGAGUUCUCCUGGCUUCCAUAUCUACAUUACAUCUGCCAGGGUUUUCCAUUUUCUCUCACCCUCUGGUUUUGUGAUACUUGAAAGGUUUACUCAACACUUUACCCUCCUGUGUCUGAUUCUGGACCUAUAUGGGAUCUCAGACUAGUCCUCUCCAAACAGAUGGGAUCCUCCUUUGGACUUAUGGUGACAGCCUUAUUACCUUUACUGUCUAUGAAGACCAUGUUUCUAGGUGGCAAUCACUUCUGCAUUCGAUUUACUCGAGUGCAUCGGGUGCAUAUAUACCUUCAGAGGAAUAUACAUCUGCAUAACACAUCUCUAAGAACAACAUUUACUUUACAGGUAAGAAACUUUUUUUUAUAUCCUAUACAGUAAUCACAUCCACACUAGGGGAUGCUUCACCUAUAUCUAUCAGUAUAAAAUCAUUCCACCCCCCCCCACCACCGGCGCAACCAACAUACUUAAAAUGCUACAAAAACUGUGUAUAGACCAGGCCUUCGUUAGUUCCUUGAGCAAGGAAAGAAACAUCAGAACUUCUGCUAUUUAUCUUAAUCCUCUAUUUAACAUCCAAACCAAGAAAAAAAAAUCUUUCAUUAAUCAAAGUUUUCAGUCUCCUGCUGUUCAGAUUGAGAUUUCACACAUUAAGCAAAAAAUAAUUACAGUGAACAAUGGAAUAUUCCAAAACCUUGGCUUCAGUUCUGUUGGUACCAACCUUUUCUAUGUUUUUGGCAUUUUGCUGUUAAAACAAGAGACAAUUUUAAGGUGAUAUCACCUUUUGAACUAUAUGUUGUAACUCAAACUGUUUAGCCAUUUGCUAUGUGGAAUUCCUAUGAAUAAUCAUUGUAAUUUUUCUAUUUACGGGAGUUGUUUCUAUAAAAAAAUCAUUCUCCUUAUCUUGCUCUGAAAAAAAAAUUGAACUUUGACCAUGUUUUUUUAAAAAAAUGCCAGAAUUUAAUCUUUAUCAUUAUAUAAUACCUCUAACCCAAAGCUUUCCCUCCCCCUCUUUCCCCAUACAACCACAAUUCCUGCACGGUAGGACAUAUGUAAUAUUUUCACAUCCUUCACCUUUCCCCAGUUGCAAUACUUAAAAGUUUACCCUAUGGCUUAUGUGGAUGGAUUGUGGAAACUCCUGGGAUGUUCAGAAAUGUUUUGUCAUCUUAUAUGUGCAACACUGUCUGAGCCAAGGUUCUGCAGAAGGGGCUGAAAUGUUUUUCAUGGGGUGGGUGAAAUCAGCAGUCUUAUCAGAGAUUGUGCAUCCCCUCUAGUUUUCCCCAUGUUAAGCCUUAUUACUCUUCCUGCCUCAAAUCACGGCUGUGAUCAUCCGUGGCUGAACAGAACUCUGGAGCUUAUAAAUUCAUUGUUUUAUCAACCAGAGUCGCUGUUAAGUGUUGCAAAGUACUUGCUUCCCCUUGUGCUGAAUGGGAACCUGGAUUGAGAAUUCAAGAAUCUUGGUUUAGAGUGUAUGUAUUUGGCAUACAGGGAGAUUUCCUGUUUUGUCUGGGCAGCUUCACAUUAAUCAUGUUAAGUUGUUCUAUAGAGCUUUUCUAUGACUGCCAGGGAAAGGCCAUUUAUAAUUGCACACAGUUUUGGAAUUGUAUAAACUACAAGCACUGAGAAGGGCUGCAGGCCUUUGAGAGGGCUUUGAAUCCAAGGAUUUCCUGGGCAGUUCUGAAAAGGACUUGGAGCCUGCGCAUAUAAGAAGCUGUUCCUCCUGUGAUCAUGUAUUGUGGGCAUGUAGCUCAGCCACUUAAGGAUCUGUUUUAUAUCUUAUGCUUGGCAAACAUGCAGUGCAUUUGCCAUCAGAUCGCUAGAGUGCUAGCUUCACCCGCCCACACAAACUUAGAAAAUAAAAUUAUACUCCAGGUGGCCUUUCAACUGGGGAGAGAAGGGAAAUAGACUACUAAGGCUUGUUGCCAGCUACUAUACAGUAUGUGACUACCUUUCCUAUCCAGUGUUCUGCACAGAGGUAAGAAAAGAGUUUUUAAAAAGGAAAAGGUUCAGACUUGAUACUGAAUUAGUGUGUAUAAAGCUGCAGCAAUGUAGUAAGAGAUUGCUUGUUUCACGUUUAAACAAAC